Molecule: messenger RNA, 519 nt
Organism: Fragaria vesca subsp. vesca
Lineage: Eukaryota; Viridiplantae; Streptophyta; Magnoliopsida; Rosales; Rosaceae
Product: lipid transfer-like protein VAS-like
Exons: 3
Coding region: 1-519 (172 amino acids)
Source: RefSeq, a predicted model, not a curated record
AUGGCUUCAAAGUGUCUGUUUCUGAUGGUGUUAGGUUUAAUGUGCCUUGUGUCCUCGUCUGCGGUGGAGUUUCCCGGAGGAGGACUAGCAGGGUUUGUCACUGGUGGCGGUGAUCCAACUGAUUCAAUGCCAUGCGUGAAGAAACUGAUUCCAUGUCAACCUUAUUUGCAUGCACCGGAGAAGGUGCCGGUGUCGUGCUGUUUGCCGUUGAAGCAGAUGGUUUCCGACGACACGAAAUGCCUGUGUGGAUUGUUUAACAAUGCUGAUACGUUGAAGAAGCUUAACCUUACUCAGGAUGAGGCGUUGAAGCUUCCCAAGGCCUGUGGUGUCAAUGCUGACAUCUCUAUCUGCAAGAAAGGUACCAAUGAUUCAACAUCACCACCCAAAUCACCAGAAACUCCACCAGCUUCCAACUAUAGUUCCCCCAAGAAAAAUGCAGCUCAUUCAACCUCACAUUUCGCAGGAUAUGGAAUUGCUACCUUCUUCAUGGCUCUGAUCAUUCCAGCAGCAGCAUUUUAG